CUGCGGGCUCUCAGUGGGGUGCCCCACUGCGGGGCCCGGCUGGGAGGACCCACGGAGGUUGUGGGGUAUUGGGGGGGGGCCACAGGGCAGCUGUGGGGACCCCCAUGCCGGUUCCUCCCCACUCGUGGCAGAAAGCUAAAUCGGGAGCCGGGCCUGCGGCUUGGCCGUCCUCACGUGGCGCUGGGCUAAAAAUAGCCCCGGUGGCCGCUCUCGGGGCUGGGGGGUCCUGGGGACCCCAACUGGGGGACGGGGACAGGCUCCAGCCGCUGCCGUGGCCCUGUCACUGCUGUGCGACCCCCCCCCCCCCAUCCCGCUAAGGUCCCUGCUUGAGGUCUCCACGUUUGGGGUUGGGACCGGUUCAUCCCCCCCCACACCCCCCGGUGCGGCUGGCAGAGGCGGCGUGGAGCCCCGGUGCUCCGCGGAAGGGGGUGACAGCCGCGGGGGCGUGACGUGGGUGUUCGUGGCCUCGUCGCCCGUUUCCUUCCCCUUUCCAGCCCGCCCCACGCAGCACUCUGGUGGCUUCCGCGGACCCCUCCUGCGGCACCCGGAUGCCGUGAACCAUGUCGGACGAGAAGCCCCCGCAGCUGGUGGACUACUUCGUGGUGGCUGGACUGACGGACACCUCGCGGCCGCUGGAGGAGGAGAACCAGCAGCAUCGCCUGGCGCGUCCCAGCGAGCCCAUCACCGACGUGGCCGUUAUCAUCCGCUCGCAGGGCGAGGAGGUGCCCCACGGCUUCACCUGCAUCGAGACCACCACCUCAGGCCACCCCGUCGACCUCAACGCCGGGCUGCUCAACAACCCCCAGAUGUUCAUAUGCUACAAGCGGGGUCGGGACAAGCCCCCCCUCAUCGAGCUGGGGGUGCACUACGAGGGCAAAGACCGCCCGAAGCCGGGCUAUAAGAUCCUGGACACGACGCCCUACAGCCGCUCGGCCAACCUCAAUUCGGGGGGGCCGGGACACCAACGCACCUUCCUGACGUAUCGGCGAGCGGCUGAGCCCCACGGCCACAACACGCUGGGGGUCACCGAUAUCUGCCUCGUUAUGCCCAGCAAGGGCGAGAGCACCCCCCACACCUUCUGCCGGGUGGACAAGAACCUCAACACCAGCAUGUGGGGCCCCGCCGUGUUCCUGUGCUACAAAAUUGCCAUGGCCAAGGCCAACACGCUGGUCUACGAAGCAGGGCUGCUGGGACGUUACCCGGAGCAGGACAGCGAGUCCUUUCCCCUGCCCGAAUCGGUGCCCGUCUUCUGCCUGCCCAUGGGGGCCACCAUCGAGAGCUGGCCGGCCGACACCAAGUACCCGCUGCCCGUCUUCUCCACCUUCGUGCUGACCGGCGCCUCGGGCGACAAGGUGUACGGGGCGGCCAUCCAGUUCCACGAGGCGUUUCCCCGGGAGCGCCUGUCGGAGAAGCAGAGCCUGCGCCUGGGGCUGCUGAGCGUGGUGGACCGACGGCCCGUGGCCGGCCGCUCGCUGCAGACCCGCAAGAGCAUCUGCGUCCUCUCCCACUGGCCUUUCUUCGACGUCUUCCGCAAGUUCCUCAUGUUUAUCUACCGCUACUCCAUCUCGGGGCCCCACGUGCUGCCCCUCGAGACGCACAUCUCGCACUUCAUGCACAACGUCCCCUUCCCGUCCCCGCAGCGGCCGCGCAUCCUGGUCCAGAUGUCCCCGUAUGACAACCUGCUGCUGUGCCGGCCCGUGUCCUCCCCGCUGCCGCUCAGCGGCGCCAGCUUCCUGACGCUGCUGCAGAACCUGGGCCCCGACAACGCGGUGGCGCUGCUGGUGGCCGUGCUGACCGAGCAGAAGCUGCUCAUCCACUCCCUGCGCCCCGACGUCCUGACCAGCGUGGGCGAAGCCCUGGUGGCGAUGAUCUUCCCCCUGCGCUGGCAGUGCCCCUACAUCCCGCUGUGCCCGCUGGCGCUGGCUGACGUGCUGUGUGCCCCCGUGCCCUUCAUUGUAGGCAUCCACUCCAGCUACUUCGACCUCUACGAGCCCCCCAGGGACGUCAUCUUCGUCGACCUCGACACCAACACCAUCUUCCAGAGCGAGGAACGCAAGCUGCUGUCCCCCCGUUCCCUGCCCCGCCGGCCCUGCAAGGUGCUGCUGGCCUCGCUGCACAACCUCUCCCAGCAGCUGGAUGAGAUGUACAGCGGGCCGGGGGAGGAGGCGUCGCUGGAGCUGCUGCUGAGCGACGCGGAGGCGGCGCGGGGUCGGCGGGCGCAGCUGGAGCUGGAGGCGCGGGCGGCUUUCCUGCGUUUCAUGGCGUGCGUCCUGCGCGGUUACCGCUCCUUCCUGCGCCCCAUCGCCCCGGCGCCCGCCCCGGCCGGCCGCGACGCCGGCAGCCUCUUCGCCUUGCAGGGGUUCCUCAAGUCCCGGGAGCGGGCGUACCACCGGUUUUACGGGCAGCUGCUGCGCACCCAGCUCUUCACCCAGUUCAUCGAGGACUGCUCCUUCGCCAGCGACCGAGACCCCUGCCUCGAGUUUUUCGACACCUGCGUGGAUAAGGUGCAGGCGGAGCUGGAGAAGCCGGAGGACGCCCCGCUGAUGGAGCUGGACGACCCGCGGGGGGGCGAGCACACCGUCUUCAUCACCCCCCCCGAGCAGCCGGCGGGUCCCGAUGGUGCCGAGCUGCCCGCGCGAUACCGCUAUGACGGGUUCCCCACCCUGCGCCCCGAGCUCCUGGAGCCCCCCCGGGACCCGCUGGUGGCCCAGCUGUGCCAGGCCAGGAGCAGUGCCCCCAGUAGCCCGGCCCCACGCAGGACCAAGCAGGAGAUGAAGGUGGCCCAGCGCGUGGCCCAGAAGUACUCCUCGGUGCCCGACAUGUGGGCCAAGUGCCUGCUGGGGCACUGCUAUGGGCUCUGGUUCCUCUACCUGCCCACCCACGUCCGCGCCGCCCCUGCCAAGCUGCGGGCGCUCCAGCUCGCCUACGAGGUCCUGCGCAAGAUGGAGGCUCACAAAGUGGUGCUGCCAGACGAGGUCUGCUACCGCAUCCUGAUGCAGCUCUGCGGGCAGUACGGGGAGCCGGUGCUGUCGGUGCGGGUGCUGCUGGAGAUGAAGCGCGCCGGCAUCGUGCCCAACACCAUCACCUACGGCUACUACAACAAGGCGGUGCUGGAGAGCAAGUGGCCGGCGGGCACCCAGGGCGGGCGCCUGCGUUGGGCCAAGCUCCGCAACGUGGUGCUGGGGGCCGCCCAGUUUCGGCAGCCCCUGCGACAGCGGGAACGCCGGGCCGCCGCCGCCGCACCCCCAGGCGGCCGAGCCCCCCCGGCGCCCCGUCCCAGCCUGCAGCGGCAAACCACCUGGGCCGGGCGCAGCCUGCGGGACACCCCCCCGGCCCCCAGGCUGGUGAAGAGCGGCAGCCUCAGCUUCCCCGGCAGCACCCAUGGUGAGGGGGGCCGGGGGGGGCCAAGGGAGCCCCUGACUACCCGCUCCCCCGCUCUUCCCGCAGCCCCGGCCCCGCUGCCCCCCCGGCUGCGGGGUCCCCCCGGCUCUGCCGACGGGAGCCUGUCGGACGUCAGCUUCGCCACGGACGAGAGCGACCGGGCGGACGAGGGGCCGGCGGGGAACACGCCGCGCCGGGGGUUGGCCGCCAAGCUGCAGCAGCUGCUGUCCCCUGGCAAGCGACCCCCGCUCCGGCCGGCAGCCAGCACCGAGCUUCCCGCCGGCCCCCGGGACGCCGCCACCUGCCCGCGCCGGGGCUCCGAGCAGCGGGAUGGGGAGCCCCCGCCGCGCCGCAGCCCCGCCGAGACCCUGCUGCGCCCACGGGAGCGCCCCGAAUCCACCGCUUCCGAGAGCUCCGUCUCGCUGGGCAGCGAGUUGGACCUGUCCGACACGUCGGUGGGCAGCGCCGGCGUUCCCAAAUCCUCCGAGCCGCCGGCCGACGGGGCGGCCGGGCAGGAGCCUCCCGCCGUGGAGGUCCUGCUGUCCAGCUGCUCGCGGUGCCAGGGCUGCGGCGCGCUGGUGUACGACGAGGAGGUGAUGGCCGGCUGGACCUCCGACGACUCCAACCUCAACACCACCUGCCCCUUCUGCGGCCGCUCCUUCGUCCCCUUCCUCAGCAUCGAGAUCCAGGACUUCCAGCUGCCCCCCAGCUCCGCCGAGGACGACUCCCUCCCUCCUCCCGCCGCGCAGGGACCGGUGCUCAGCGACCGCCGACGCUGCCUGGCGCUGGAUGAGGCCGAACCGGAGCUCUGCAACGGCUACCCGGACGCGGCGGUGCCGCGACGGUCGGAACGGGUGGCUUUCGCCUACCUGAGCCCGUUGGUGCUGCGGAAGGAGCUGGAAAGUUUGGUGGAGAACGAAGGGGGCGAGUUCCUGGCGCAGCCGGAGCUGGUGGACAGUCACCCCAUCAUCUACUGGAACCUGGUCUGGUACUUCCAGCGCCUGGGGCUGCCCAGCAACCUCCCCCGCCUGCUCCUGGGCUCCCAGCACGUCGCCCCCACCCCGCAGGCGCAACCCCCCGACUCCCCCUGUGUGCGCAUUCGGCUGCUCUGGGACGUCCUGGCCCCCGAACCCGACAGCUGCCCCCCGCUUCACGUCCUCUGGCGGCUUCACAGUAACGUCCCCACCCGGCUGCGGUCCUGGCGGCCCCACGGCCACCACCCCUUCUCGCUGGCCUUCAUGGAAGCCGUGCUGAACCACGUGGGGCUCAACGACGUGCACAAAGCCAUCACCCUCUUCCUCGAGACGCUGGCGGCCCCGGGGGCCCCCCGACACCUGCAGAGGAGCAUCUACCGGGAAAUCCUCUUCCUCAUGCUGGCGGCGCUGGGCAGGGACCACACGGACAUCGCCGCCUUUGACAAGAAGUACAAGUCGGCGUACAACAAGCUGGCGGGGAGCCUGGGCAAGGAGGAGCUGCGGCGGCGGCGGGUGCAGCCCCCCAGCUCCAAAGCCAUCGACUGCCGCAAGAGCUUCGGGGCCACCCUCGAGUGCUAGAGGCGACCCCCGCAGCCCCCUCCCCCCGCCAUGGGGACAGAGGGGGGGUCCCCAGCCCCGGGGAACCCCUCUUCCCCCCCCCCCCCCAGCUCACAAAGGGUUUUAUAUGUCAGUAUUAAUAUAUUUUUAUUUAUUUAUUGCCCCCACCCAAUGCCCCCUCCUUACGCUGCUGGGUGCCAGGACAGUUGGGGGGGGAGGGGUGUCUGCGCAUCCCCCCCCCCCCAAUCUCUGCCCCUCCCCCUCC
Messenger RNA from Grus americana (Whooping crane), 5178 nucleotides. RefSeq names its product DENN domain containing 4B (gene DENND4B). Bases 561 to 4934 code for a protein of 1457 amino acids. The record is from RefSeq and is a predicted model, not a curated record. Gene Ontology annotation, biological process: regulation of Rab protein signal transduction. Gene Ontology annotation, cellular component: cytoplasmic vesicle. Lineage: Eukaryota; Metazoa; Chordata; Aves; Gruiformes; Gruidae. Gene Ontology annotation, molecular function: protein binding. The transcript has 27 exons.